This is a messenger RNA of Hippopotamus amphibius kiboko, 2538 nucleotides long. It is a transcript of the gene POLI, whose product is annotated as DNA polymerase iota. The record is from RefSeq and is a predicted model, not a curated record. Gene Ontology annotation, biological process: translesion synthesis. Bases 187 to 2283 code for a protein of 698 amino acids. Gene Ontology annotation, molecular function: DNA-directed DNA polymerase activity; damaged DNA binding. The transcript is spliced from 10 exons. Lineage: Eukaryota; Metazoa; Chordata; Mammalia; Artiodactyla; Hippopotamidae.
AAUAGGGCGGGGCGGGCGGACUCCUGGGGCAGUGGCGGCGGCCGUUGGGGUGCGACCGUCCCCGCCCCCCUCGGGUCCCUUCGUCUUCCCGGCUCCGCUGAGCAAGCUGCUUUUCGCUGCCUGGUGUUUUGAGGCCAAGAUCCCGAGAGGGAUGGGUUUGUCCAGUAGAAGUUGGUUCAUGACCAAAUGGUGCCAGUGGGAAGUUAUUCAUCUAGAGUCAUAGUACACGUGGAUCUGGAUUGCUUUUACGCACAAGUAGAAAUGAUCUCAAAUCCAGAACUAAAGGACAAACCUUUAGGGGUUCAACAGAAAUAUUUGGUGGUUACCUGCAACUAUGAAGCUAGGAAGCUUGGAGUUAAGAAACUUAUGAAUGUCAGAGAUGCAAAAGAAAAGUGUCCACAGCUAGUAUUAGUUAAUGGAGAAGACUUGACUCGUUACAGAGAGAUGUCAUAUAAGGUUACAGAGUUGUUGGAAGAAUUUAGUCCAGUUGUUGAGAGACUCGGGUUUGAUGAAAAUUUUGUGGAUCUAACAGAAAUGGUUGAGAAGAGACUAGAGCAGCUUCAAAGUGAUGAACUCUCAGUACUGACUGUGUCGGGUCAUGUAUACAAUGAUCAUCCUGUAAACCUGCAUGACAUCUUGCACAUCAGACUACUUAUUGGAUCUCAGAUUGCAGCUGAGAUGCGGGAAGCCAUGAACAAUCAGCUGGGUCUCACUGGCUGUGCUGGAGUGGCUUCUAAUAAAUUAUUGGCAAAGUUAGUGUCUGGCGUCUUUAAACCAAAUCAACAAACAGUCUUACUACCUGAAAGUUCUCAAGAUCUCAUUCAUAGUUUGAACCACAUAAAGGAAAUGCCUGGUAUUGGCUAUAAAACUACCAAGCGUCUGGAAGCACUGGGUAUCAGUAGUGUGCAUGAUCUUCAAACCUUUUCAUCCAAAAUAUUAGAAAAGGAAUUAGGAAUUUCGGUUGCUCAGCGUAUCCAGAAGCUCAGUUUUGGAGAGGAUAACUCUCCUGUGACACCCUCAGGACCACCUCAGUCCUUUAGUGAGGAAGAUUCAUUUAAAAAAUGUUCAUCAGAAGUUGAAGCUAAAAAUAAGAUUGAAGAACUACUUGCUAGUCUUUUGAACAGAGUCUGCCAAGAUGGAAGGAAGCCACAUACAGUAAGAUUAAUAAUCCGUCGGUAUUCAUCUGAGAAGCACUAUAGCCGUGAGAGUCGUCAGUGCCCAAUUCCAUCCCACAUAAUUCAGAAGUUAGGGACAGGAAAUUAUGAUGUGAUGACCCCAAUGGUUGAUAUACUUAUGAAACUUUUUCGAAAUAUGGUGAAUGUGAAGAUGCCAUUUCAUCUUACCCUUUUAAGUGUGUGCUUCUGCAACCUUAAAGCCCUAAAUACUACUAAGAAAGGGACUAUUGAUUAUUAUUUAACGCCAUCAUUAUCAACAACGUCACGCUCUGGCAAACGCAGUUUUAAAAUGAAAGACACUCACAUGGAGGAUUUUUCUAAAGACAAGGAAACAAAUUGGGAUUUUCUACCAACUGGAAGAAUUGAAAGUACAAGAACUGGGGAGUCUCCACCAGAUACUACAAAUUUUUCUAAAGAAAAAGACAGGCAUGAAUUUCCAGUCUCCUCACUUCCUGAGGGUAUUGACCAAGAAGUCUUUAAGCAGCUUCCAGUAGAUAUUCAAGAAGAAAUCCUUUCUGGAAAAUCUAGAGAAAAAGUUCAAGAGAAAGGAAGUUUGAAUUGUCCAUUACAUACUUCUAGAGGAGUAUUAUCUUUCUUUUCUACAAAACAAAUUCAAGCUGGUUCCUUAAAUCCUAGAGAUCAUUUAUCCAGUAGCAAACAGAUAUCCUCCGUAUCUCCCUGUGAACCAGGAACAUCAGGCUUAAAUAGCAGUAGUUCCUCUUAUGUGUCUAACCAGAAGGAUUAUUCACAUUAUAUAGACAGUAGCUUAAAAGAUGAACGAAUGAGUCAAGGACCUAAAGAAUCUCAAGGAUUCCACUUUUCAAGUACAAACGCUGCUGUAUCUGUUUUCCAUUCAUUUCCAAAUUUGCAGAGUGAGCAACUUUUCUCCAAAAACCAUACUACAGACAGCCAUAAACAGCCAAUGGCAACAGUCUCUAUUCAUGAAGGACUUACAGAAAAUAGAGAGCAAGAUUCUACUGAUGAGAAGAUUACCCUUCCUUCUGACAUUGAUCCUGAAGUUUUCUAUGAACUACCAGAAGAGGUACAAAAAGAACUGUUGGCUGAUUGGAAGAGAACAGGAUCAGAUUUCCACACUGUACAUAAAUAAGCAUGCUCAGAAAAAAGGGAAAGACCAUUGUUCUCAGAGUAGCAGUUUAUUAGGCUCUUCUAAAUUAAACACUAAUACUUUCAAUAAUGUAGAAACACAAUAUAAAACGUUCCAGAUAAAGCAAACGUAGUUAUGGGAAGUAAAUUCUGGCACAAAGCGUAAGAAUAUUCAUAACAGAAAUAAUGUAAAAUAUUACCUUCCUCUUAUUUCUAAAGCUAUUUUAUAUUGCUUUUCAAUAAAAAAAUAUCAUGGUCA